This is a messenger RNA of Solanum dulcamara, 459 nucleotides long. Its product is annotated as bet1-like SNARE 1-1. Lineage: Eukaryota; Viridiplantae; Streptophyta; Magnoliopsida; Solanales; Solanaceae. The transcript is spliced from 4 exons. Bases 1 to 459 code for a protein of 152 amino acids. The record is from RefSeq and is a predicted model, not a curated record.
AUGAAGUUACAUAGCUGUGUUGUUGACAAUGAGCAUCUUGAACCUUUGAAGAUUUUUAGACUUGUUCUGAUGAAGUUUUAUAUCCAACAGUUAUCAGGUGAUAUACAUGAGGAAAUGGAUACUCCUAAUAGGAUGCUGGACAGAAUGGGUAAUGAUAUGGAUUCUUCAAGGGGAGUUUUAUCUGGCACAAUGGAUAAAUUUAAGAUGUUAUUCGAGACUAAAUCAAGCCGAAGAAUAUUUACGCUUGUAGCCUUAUUUGUGGUCCUCUUUUUGGUGGUAUACUAUCUCACUAUUGUAAGAAUCUUGCGGAAAGAUGUUUUUGAUGCAACAAAUACGAACGGAAUAUUAGUGCCUACACAGUUAAAUGUUCUAUUUCAGGCAUCUAAUGAUAAAGAUAGAUCCCAAAUUAUUGUCGUUGAUGCAGCAAAUGGCUUUCAGCUUCACAUUAUCAAUACUUAG